AUGUCUGUGCUUUUGGAACAGCAAGCAGGUCCAAACCUGACCGAUCCCGGUGCUCUUCCCAUUCGGCUACCACCUAUAGACAGCACGUCGGGUGCGCUACUCAUUGGCACCUUCAUAGGACUUUUCCUCCUGGGCUUGAUUCUCCACCAAGCUGAGCGGUACGCCCGUGACUCUUUGUGGAUCAAGUCGUUGGUCGCACUGAUGGUAUUCCUGGAAAUCGCUUCAAGUGGGAUAAAUGUGCACGUGUGCUAUCAUUCUUUAGUGACGAACUACUUUCACCCCGAACGAGCUGUCAACAAUACGUGGACAAUCAGCCUCACUCCCCUGACUACGGAGGUCACAUUGUUUUUGACUCAAGGCUGGUUCGCUCGACGUCUGUGGAUUCUUGGACCUCGAUACAGACCAGUGGUCAUAGUAGCGUGCGUGUGUAUCCUCGCUGAACUCGGGGUGAUCAUGGCCCCGACGAUUCAUUUGUUGGGGUCUACGUACUCGCAAGCAUCUGAGGAGGUUCCAUACGUGUACCUCAUACCUACGAGCUUUGCGCUGGCUCUUGCGGUGAACGUCAUGUUGACGAUCCCACUGAUCUAUACACUUCAAGUUCAUCGCAAACGCGCGGGUUUUAGUAGGAGCACGAACGCAAUGCUCGAUAUACUCAUUCUAUACUCGGUCAGCACCGGUCUUCUCAACGGCGUGUUCGACCUCAUCACGCUCAUCCUUGCAUUCACGUUUCUGCGCGACUAUCUGUACACCAUACCCGCAUUACCGGCAGGCAAACUAUAUGGCAUCACACUUCUCGCUGCCCUUCACUCGCGCCGCACAGUCCGAGAAAGGGGGCAGUCCAGGCACGACGAUGUCAGUGAAAUGGUUUUUGGUGUCAGCGUGCUCCCGCAGGCAGCACCGCCGAGUGCGGAUACCAGACUGCCCUCGCAAAGGGAACGCAUGCAUGCGCAUCGGCUCGCUCCUAUGUCUAGGGUAACUGAGAAUUCGGACGUGAUCGAGCUCAAAGCCCUCGGGUCAACACCCUCACACUAUGGGGACACGGCGCACAAGAUGGACAUGUCCGCGAAGGCAGGGAAUCCCGGACAUUCUGACCUUGCGAGCGGAUCGAGGACUGCCUCUGAGUCCGAUCUCGUCUGA
Messenger RNA from Trametes versicolor FP-101664 SS1, 1137 nucleotides. RefSeq lists its product as uncharacterized. The record is from RefSeq and is a predicted model, not a curated record. The transcript has 21 exons. NCBI's taxonomy places the organism in Eukaryota, Fungi, Basidiomycota, Agaricomycetes, Polyporales, Polyporaceae. Bases 1 to 1137 code for a protein of 378 amino acids.